GCCCCAGCGAGUCCGGCUAAGCUGAUUCUGCUCCCACCGUCGCCCGCCCACAUCUCCAACUUCAAUGCUGCCCAGCAACAACACUGACCUGACUUUGCACCAGCCUUAAAACUCUCCUUCUCCCCUCCUUCUUCAAGCCACCGAGCUGCAGGUCGGACGCUUCUUCUCAGUCUUCUGUCUCCUGUCAGUGCGAGAAGGGGCUCCUGCUCGGUGGUCUGUCUCUCCAUUGUGCAUUGGGCUCUCCAUCCCCUCCGCCUUGGAGCAUCACUGGCAGACAGACAGACAGACAGACAGUCGGCCACAUACCCACGAGCCCUCGGACCUCUGAGCAGUAUGAUUGCUUAGAAGCGACCGGCAUCAAACUGCCCAAGCCUCAGUUGUCACCGAUCGGCCAGAAUUCCAUCCACCUCCACCGAGAUUUCGACCUCGACGUCCUUGUGCAACCCGACCUUUUCGGACGAGAUCCAAACGAACAGCGCCCUCUUCGGCACUAUUCAGGGACAACCUUCUGGAAGGGUGGUUUGUCAGGAAAUAUAAGAGGUAGCAAUUGAGUCAAGGCCUUGUUAUCCGACAACAUGAUUGAGGCUUCAUCGCCCUUGGCUGCCAUGCAGCCUCCAGCGUUCUUGGGCCACUGCGGUGGUGGUUACAGAGCGGACGCUCCUCCGUCCUUUGCGUCGUUCGCGGCUGCCAAAUCCUUUGCCACGAACAGCUUCAACUUCAGAGAUCUAUCGAUGAAGAAGCCAAAGUCGGACUACUUCAGCCUCAAAUCGGUUCGGGGUUCUUCGCCCACGGCCAGCCUGGCUGCCGACCUUUCGCAAAAUUUCCACAUUGACCAGAGUCCGCAAGUACCAACUCCACGGAGGUCACUCUUUCCCAAUAGCUUGUUUGCACAGGACGGCCAAAGACACCUGACUACGCCUCCUAUACCGUCUUCUUCUCCCGCACCAAACGAUGUAAUGGACAUGGACCUCGAUAUCUCACCUCUGCCGCACAAGAUGCCCUUCUCUACAGUGGCAAUAGAACUUCAGUCACCCACACCAGAUCUGACACCCUCAGAGACCUCGUUGUUGUCGAUACCCUCACCGCCUUGCGGUUCCCCCACCGAGCCAUUCCCGAUCAAUCUCCCUCAAGACAGACGGAAACCAGGAUUCUUGCGACCUACAUUAACCAGAGCUAAGGGCUUCAGUACGGGCAACCUGCCCCAGAGGCCUGCACCCGAAAGUCAGCUACCACCAUUCAAAUUCGGCAAUGGCAACUAUUCGAGCAAACCUGCAACAUCUUCCUCAUUAUCUCUAUCCGAAAUAUUUGCAGACUCGCCAGGCCAGGAGAAAGUGGUCCCAAGGUUGGGUGCACCAGCCUUUGCUCCUCCAAGAUCUCGCCCGAGUCUGGUUGGGUCUGGACAUUCGUCUCGCAAUGGUUCUCCUGUCGGAACCCAUAUGAGAAAAUCUUCAAACCCUCUUGUCAGACCUCGAAAGCAGUUCCGGCGAUCUUUGAGCAUGUUUGAACACCCAGAAGACGUAAUGAAGCAAGAAAAAGAGAGACUCAGCCCUCCACCAUUGCUGCCUUCAAUCAUGGACGUUGAAGCGCCUCAUAUUCCUCAACUACCCCACUUCAACCCCGAAGGUGAAACAGGUUGUCUGCCUAGGAUAACAAAGGAGACAAUGGUCUCAGUCCUAGAUGGUCAUUUCGAUCAUCUGUACGAGAAGCGGGUGAUAAUCGAUUGCCGAUUCGAGUACGAGUACGAUGGCGGCCAUAUUGAAGGCGCUGUCAAUUUCAACGACAAAGAAAAGUUGUCGGCUCAGCUUUUUGACGUCGAGCCAACUCCACGAGCUCUCCUGAUCUUUCACUGUGAAUAUUCUGCUCAUCGAGCACCUCUUAUGGCCAAAUUCAUCCGCAACAAAGACCGGGCUGUUAAUGCUGAUCGCUACCCGGCACUCACAUACCCUGAGGCCUACAUAUUAGAUGGGGGCUAUAGCACGUUUUUCAAAGAUUAUCGAUCACGAUGUUACCCUCAGAACUAUGUCGAAAUGGAUGCAAAAGAACAUAUUCUUGACUGCGAGCGUGGUCUCGGAAAAGUGAAACAACGAUCCAAACUUCUCCGAGCCCAGACCUUCGCCUUUGGCCAACAUUCACCCUCUCUUGACUCCAGCCCCACUGCUAUGGGCAGGAGGAACCUGGACAGCGAUAUGGACAUUGACAUGGGUCUGCAGUAUACCCCUGUUGCUGGACCAAGGCCUGGGGUCGACGCCCUGCGCACUCGCAACCAUCGAAUGCUGUCAUAUUAGCGGUAUUCUCUCUUCAACUUCAGUCGCGUUUUAGCCCGGCGUUGGGAACGGUGUUACCUCAUCUUUCAGAGGUCGUUUUGGGCGUCGGAUGAAUUGAGCUUUGGUCGCAACCUGCUAGCGAUGUUCACUUCUUGAGCUCACGUUGAGCUAUACCCUGGAAUUCCUGUCCGUUCUUUGUGUAUCCAUCAUUGUGCUAUACCAGCGACUCGGCAUAGCUUUGGCAACAGAGACUUGGUUGGAGGAACUCAGCACAUGACAUUUUCCUUUACUGUUUUAAGACGAUCUUCAGCGUUGGAGCUUGGAGACGACGACACAACCAACAGCGGCUUGGUCCAGACAGCUGACCGACCUUUUCCUUCCAAAUUCCCAACACACUUUGUGUGUGAUUGUCAAGUCGCAGAGGGAAUGCUCUCCACGAGCAGAGCACCCUUGCGACGGCUAAAAUGGAACAAAAAUCCAGACCAAUUCAAACCUCCGACCUUUUCACAAUUGUUGAUCUCUCGCUUCAGCAAGCUCUCGCUCUUCUCGCACCAGCUUUCCAGCAAUGUUUUUUUUGGUUGCUGUGCUCUUUCUCCACCUAGCGUAUCUGUGUUGUGUAUAUUGGGUCUCUUUUUUCACCGAUCAAAUACUUGGGCAGGCUAUUUGUGGCUGUCAGGCGUUUGGGCCGGUGGUGAAAGCAUCAAAAGGAACAGGAUGGCACUCGGGCAUCAUCAUUUUCAUCUUCACCAUGCUUAGCAACAGCAUGAGCAAGGCGAUAGAUCAAGGCAGAGUAGCACUUCCUGCAGCACAGAUAGACAGCUUGAAAGGAAUUGAGUACAACAUGAAUACAUUGCGAUCCACAGACUUGACAUGCUUCUCUCUAUCUAUGUUGUCUACCAGUCUAACAAGGCGAACAUCCGUCUGAAAUCAAAAC
Messenger RNA from Cladophialophora immunda, 3198 nucleotides. RefSeq lists its product as uncharacterized. Lineage: Eukaryota; Fungi; Ascomycota; Eurotiomycetes; Chaetothyriales; Herpotrichiellaceae. Gene Ontology annotation, biological process: G2/M transition of mitotic cell cycle; protein dephosphorylation; positive regulation of G2/MI transition of meiotic cell cycle. The coding region runs from base 576 to 2285 and encodes 569 amino acids. The record is from RefSeq and is a predicted model, not a curated record. Gene Ontology annotation, molecular function: protein tyrosine phosphatase activity. The transcript has 3 exons. Gene Ontology annotation, cellular component: nucleus; cytoplasm.